Molecule: messenger RNA, 2019 nt
Organism: Heterostelium album PN500
Lineage: Eukaryota; Evosea; Eumycetozoa; Acytosteliales; Acytosteliaceae
Exons: 4
Coding region: 1-2019 (672 amino acids)
Biological process (GO): mRNA export from nucleus
Cellular component (GO): nuclear pore
Molecular function (GO): structural constituent of nuclear pore
Source: RefSeq, a predicted model, not a curated record
AUGACAGAGGUUCAGAAUCAACCAUGGGGUUGUUCUUUCCUCACAAGAGAGGAAUUCAAUCAACUCUCACAAGAUCCAAUGCAAAUUGUCAACAGAGCUGAACAAAAGAUAAAGCAACUCAAACAAUCAUUGGAAACAAUCUCUGCUAAAUCAUUAGUUGAUUCAACAAAUUCAGAACAACUAUUUCAACAAGUAGAAGCAAAGUAUGUCAGUUGUAAGAAAGAUUAUGAUACUGUUCUACAAGAGAACAAUAAGUUUAGAAAUGAUAUUCAAUUGUUAAAUCAAAAGAAUACAGAGUAUUUGGAGGAGAUGACAAAGUUGAAACAGAUGUUGAUUGAGAAGGAAUCUAGAACCAAUGCAUUGGGUAAACUCUACGAUGAGUUGCACAAGGAGAAGGCAAGUCUACACGAUAUCAUCGGUCGUAAGGAGAAGGAUAUCGUCGAGGAGACAGACGCAGUCAAGAAGCUGACAGAGCGUCUCAACGAAACCAUUAGAGUAAAGGGCGAGAUGUCCUCAAAGAUGUUGACACUCGAGAACGAGAAGACCUCCAACGAAUACCUGAUCAUGCGACUCAAACAAGAGAUCAACGAACUAAAGAAUCAGAAUCAACAUCUCUCAGAGUCUUGUGAGAAACAUACCAAACAUUAUUUCAAUGAACUUAAAGAGAUUAAAUCGAUAUUGACAGAGACAACAAGUAAGUGUGAUUUCCAACAAGAUGAGAAUCAGAGAUUACAGAACCAGAUAAAGUCAAAGGAAGGUGUUAUCGCCGAGUAUGAGAAAUCAUUGGAUCGCUAUCAGAAGGAGAUAAAGACGCUGAAAGAUCAGACUAUCCAGAAUGCAACACAGUUUGAGCAUGAAUUGGACAUUCAGAAGCGUUUGGCCAAUUUGUAUAAGGACGGUCAAGAUGAAGCGACAAAGAAGGUUAGUUUGUUGCAAACUCAGAUCGACCAACUGAAAGACGUUGAUCGCAAGUUGCGCGAAGAACACGAGCAGGCCUACAAGAAGAUGGAAGAUGCAUACGAUUCACUCGAGGAGAACUAUCAACGUGUUCUUAAAGAGUACGAUGAAUACAAGAAUAACAAUAGCAAUAAUAACUCUGGUAAUAGCAGCAACGGCAACAACAACAACGGUAUUUCCACACCCGACUUGAUGUCGCAGAACGAUAUUCCAUUGCUUUCGGAACCAAUCAAGCGUAGACUACAGGAAGUGGUGGAGCUUGGCAGUCGUGAGGAUAUCCGUAGGGAGCUGCUCGAUAUGGUUGUGCGUUACGACGACUUGACCAAGUUGUCGCUCCACGAGAAGCGCGAGAAGCGAUUCCUUCAGGACAAUUUGGAGCAUGUGUUGCGCGAAGUCGAGAAGAAGGCACCGAUUAUCCACGAGAAGAACAGAGAGUAUCAACGUUUGCUAAAGAGUCAGGAGAAGUUGUUGAACACCUACCAGGAGUUGCAAUCGGAGAAGGAUACGCUGACACUAAAGAUUCAGACAUUGUCCACCGAGAAUGCAAAAUUACGCCAAGAGAGCAGUGACCUUCAGAAGCAAGUAAGAAAUCUCUUGAAGGAGGCACUCGAUACCACGAGAAGCUUAAAAUCUGCAUCGAUUGUACCAGAUCAACAACAAUCAUCGAUGCAACACUCUAGAUCUUCUUUGUCGUCGUCUUCGUUAUCGCCAACAGAGGUCGAUCAAAUCAUACCGGAUUCACUCAUUACCUUCUCGACGAUCGAGGAGCUACAAAUUAGAAAUCAAGAGUUGAUGAGAAAUGUGCGUACUCUCAGUCAGGAGUUGUCACUGCACAGCCAGAACGACAAGAAACUAGAGAUUGCCAUUCAAGAGCUUGGUGUGUUGCGUUCGUCUCGUGAGAGACAAGCCGAGGCAAUCCAGUCGCUAGUCAAACAGAGAGAUUACUUUAAGAAUCUUUCACAAAACUCUGGUUUGUUGGUGAACGACGACAUUGCAUCGCCAAUGAAGUCGUCAUUCUCAUCGUUCAUUAAAUCGGGUGAAUUCCACAUCUUCGUCACGUGA